AUGAGUCCCUCAGCCAACGGCACCGCCAAGCUCAAGCCCAACGUCGGCGUCUACACGAACCCCAAGCAUGAGCUGUGGCUCGCCGAGGCCAGCCCCAGCGCCGAGAGCGUCCGGAGCGGCGCCGACCUCAAGGAGGGCGAGGUCACCAUUGCCAUUCGCAGCACCGGCAUCUGCGGCUCCGACGUCCACUUUUGGCACGCCGGCUGCAUCGGCCCCAUGGUCGUCACCGGCGACCACAUCCUCGGCCACGAGUCCGCCGGCGAGGUCGUCGCCGCCCACCCCUCCGUCACCACCCUCUCCGUCGGCGACCGCGUCGCCGUCGAGCCCAACGUCGUCUGCCACGCCUGCGAGCCCUGCCUCUCCGGCCGCUACAACGGCUGCCCCAACGUCGCCUUCCUCUCCACCCCGCCCGUCCACGGCCUGCUGCGCCGCUACGUGAACCACCCGGCCGCCUGGUGCCACCGCCUCGACGGGCUGACCUGGGAGCAAGGGGCGCUCCUCGAGCCGCUCAGCGUCGCGCUCGCCGCGCUGCAGCGCGCCGCGGGGCCGCGCCUCGGCGACCCCGUGCUGAUCUGCGGCGCCGGGCCGAUCGGCCUGGUCACGCUGCUGUGCUGCGCGGCGGCGGGCGCCGCGCCGCUGGUCAUUACCGAUCUUGACGCGGGGCGGCUCGCGUUCGCGAAGAGCGUGUGCCCGCGCGUCGUCACGCACUCGGUCCAGCCGGGGUUGAGCGCCGAGCAGGAGGGCCGGCGGAUCGUGGAGGAGGCGUUUGGGGGCACGGAGCCGGCGCUGGCGAUGGAGUGCACGGGGGCCGAGUCCAGCGUCGCGGCGGCGGUGUGGGCGGCGCGCUUCGGCGGCAAGGUCUUCGUGAUCGGUGUUGGGCGGGAUGAGAUCAAGUUCCCGUUCAUGCGCGCGUCGGUGCGCGAGGUGGACGUCCAGCUGCAGUACAGGUACUGCAACACGUGGCCGCGGGCCAUCCGCGUGCUGCGUGACGGGGUGGUCGACCUGGCGCCGCUGGUGACGCACCGCUUCCCGCUCGAGGAUGCUGUCAAGGCGUUCGAGACGGCGGCGGACCCUAAGAGCGGUGCCAUCAAGGUCAUGAUUCAGAGCCUCGACUGA
Messenger RNA from Cordyceps fumosorosea ARSEF 2679, 1116 nucleotides. Its product is annotated as Alcohol dehydrogenase superfamily, zinc-type. The record is from RefSeq and is a predicted model, not a curated record. The transcript is spliced from 2 exons. Gene Ontology annotation, biological process: D-sorbitol catabolic process. NCBI's taxonomy places the organism in Eukaryota, Fungi, Ascomycota, Sordariomycetes, Hypocreales, Cordycipitaceae. Gene Ontology annotation, molecular function: L-iditol 2-dehydrogenase (NAD+) activity. Bases 1 to 1116 code for a protein of 371 amino acids.